AUGUUGGCAGCAUUCAGCAGUCAGAGGACAAGCUGCUGGAAUACUUGGGAGUGGUGAUCUAUGAAGCCCUGGACUGGGGAAUUGACAGCCAAGUGGAGCGGGAACUGAGUGAUCCUUUGGAGAAAUUGCUGCGCCUCAUGUUGAAGCUGGAUGAUGAGGCAAUGAAACCAGCAGUCACCCUGCAGGAUGUUAUCAAGGCCUGUGAGGAGCACUUGUCCAGGCCUUCUGAGGCUACGAGCCAUUAUGAAAUGACCUGUAGGAGUCUGUUUGCUGAAUAUGUGGAACUUCAGAAGCUUGUGACUGUCAUCCAGACCUCCAAAGAGAGUCUGAGAAAAAUGGAUGUGGAAGAUUCAGUGGAAAAUCCCCUUCAGAAGAAGGAAAAACACUGGCCAUCCCUGUGGCCCAACGUCAUCUGUGAACUGCAGAAUGGUGUGAGGCUGCGCAAGGCCACUGAGCGAGCACAGCGUCACACACCUCCAAAAGAAUGUAUCCGCUCUCCCUAUGAAUUACUUUUGGAUGAUAUUCAGCACAAGAGGUACACCCUUCGGAAGGUGAUCAUCAAGCAAAAACACAGGACCCUUAAAGUUGAUGUAGCUGCUCCCAAGCGUCAUCUAAAACCUGAAACCACUCCCAAGCUGCCUUCCAGCACCUGGCUUGCCUCAGCCAGGUCAUCAGUAGUAUCCUGCAACAGCACAGGUCUCACUGCAAAUUGCACAUGUCCUCCCAUGAAUGCACCCACACUAGGAGACAUUAAACCUAAUGGUUUCCUGAAUGCUGACCAACAGCAGUUGCCUGCUUACAGACAAAGGUCCAAAUCUUUAGAGAGAGGCCUUCAACGCAAGGAACUUGAUUGUCCCUUUCCUACCAAGCGUCCAUCACCAACCAUUGCUGAGCUGAUUGGAACCAGAUAUGCAGCAAUGGUGCUGGAACGGCAAGGCUUUUCCCAAGGAGGUGGUGAUGGCGUCUUUCCCAGAGCAAAGAUCUGUUUCAGCUGCCACAAGCAGAUGUUUCUUAAGUGGCCUUACAGCUGUCACCUCUGCAGCAGUGUUGUCUGCUGUGACUGCUGCAUCAAGAUGUCCAUGCCCUUCAGAACAUGUGUACAUCUGCCACUCCACUUCCUAAAACUUUUGAGAGUCUCCAGAGAGGAAGACCCAGCUACUCAAGAGCAGAAGAGCUCAGAGUUGCUGCAUGAAAUAGAGCACUGGGAGUGUUUUGGUGUACCUGUCAUUUUGGAACCCCAUUGCCUAGCACAGCCUCUGUGCUGUUACACAGGGAUCACGGCAGACUGGCUGACUGUAGACAUCUGUACGCGAUGUGAGCAGUAUCUGUUGAACAUAGCUUCCAGUCAACAGGAGAGCAUCCCACUCAGGAGAAUUUCCUGGUCUUGAACCAAACUAGAAUGACUCUACCAUACAUGUCUCCUGUCACUUGUUCUGUACCUGAAGUAAGUGAAACAGCUUUAUGCACCUACUGACAUAAAGGCCUAAGAAAAGACCUCCCUGCUGGUUACUCUAAGCAGGAUGCACAGUUAGUAUUUAUGUAUUGUGAAGUAUUAUAAAGCAUUGUAGUUUUUAGGACUGUUUUAAUUCUUUUAUGUGUCUUUGGGGAAAAUAAAUGUUGAAGCACU
This is a messenger RNA of Pterocles gutturalis (yellow-throated sandgrouse), 1627 nucleotides long. Its product is annotated as protein spire homolog 1-like. Gene Ontology annotation, biological process: intracellular transport; actin filament polymerization; actin filament network formation. The transcript is spliced from 13 exons. NCBI's taxonomy places the organism in Eukaryota, Metazoa, Chordata, Aves, Pterocliformes, Pteroclidae. The annotation marks the transcript as partial. Gene Ontology annotation, molecular function: actin binding. The record is from RefSeq and is a predicted model, not a curated record. Gene Ontology annotation, cellular component: cell cortex; cytoplasmic vesicle membrane.